Messenger RNA from Lutzomyia longipalpis, 3438 nucleotides. RefSeq lists its product as uncharacterized. NCBI's taxonomy places the organism in Eukaryota, Metazoa, Arthropoda, Insecta, Diptera, Psychodidae. Gene Ontology annotation, biological process: regulatory ncRNA-mediated heterochromatin formation. The transcript has 6 exons. The record is from RefSeq and is a predicted model, not a curated record. Gene Ontology annotation, molecular function: helicase activity. The coding region runs from base 111 to 3221 and encodes 1036 amino acids. Gene Ontology annotation, cellular component: nuclear RNA-directed RNA polymerase complex.
AUCUCUUUGUUAAAAAAUGUUCCGUUAUUCGACCGUUAUUCUGGUUUAGUGAAGAGAAGUGAAAAACGCGGCGCAGCAAAUUUAUUUCCGUGAAUUUUGUGGUUUAAAAAAUGGAUGAAGGUGCAGGAAGCUCUAAAAGUGGUGGCUAUGGUAGCCCACGGGGUAAGAGGACCCAACGAUCACCGCCAUCUCCACCAAUGAAUCCUUCAGGAGGGGCAAUUCGAAAAGCUCGCCAAGAGAGCCCUUCCCCGGAAAAAAGUAUGGCGGUCCCUGGAAGCCCUCAAGAAGGAAUAAAACGUCGCAAUAAGCCGCCACCAAUCGAGUUAGGUUUGUUAUCCACUUGGAGAGACAGAAAUAAGGAACCUGAUCGUUCCGAUUCACCAAUAUCACCGGCAUCACCAAAAGUACCGAUAUCACCAAGAUCGCCAAAAGUUACUGAGCCUAGCGCUGAUUUCGAAAAAGAAUUGGAAGAGCUGAAAAAAGCUCCCCACAUGUCUGAUGAAAAACUUUUAUCAUUUCUAAUGAUGGAUUCCGUGCAAGCAUCACUUGAAAUAUUCGCGAAAAUUGAGCCAUUCAUUCGUACAGUUCACUAUGAAGAGAAUACCCAUGGAACUGUUGUCAUCCUCAUAAAUAUCCUGGGCAAAUUGCAUGAGACUCCAAUUAAAUUUCUCCUGGAAGACUUAAUGCGACCCAUUUUGGCAGAAAACACCAAAUUUCACCAUGGCCUUACGGAAUACAUAAAUUAUGCCAUUUACCUUCAGAUGAACAAUGAAGUUAAUUCGAUUCCUUACGCCGAUGGAGUUUGGAGCAGUUUGGAGAGAAUCUGCAAGUAUGCAAAGAAGAUUGAAGGAUUAACCGGAACCAACAACUGUUGGGCUUCCCUCACUGGGCACAUAUGUCGCAUACUCCACGGGAAUAAACAUGAAGCUUUCGUUGAAAAAUAUUUGAUAUUCAGUGGAUUGUAUGAAGAAUUGAGACACAAUUACUUCUAUAGCGGGAAGAUUUAUGCCACACUGCAUGAUUUGCAAAACCCCAAACUUCAUAUACCUCAAAUCACAAAUGGGUCAUUCAGGAAUGUGCACGAUUACUUGGAUUUUCAAGUUAAUUAUUUAAAAGAUUACUUCCUAUCUCGAGUUGGUGAAGGAAUAGCCCAGUAUAAUGCGCUCGAUAAGGAACAGAAGAAAAAGGCUGUCUUUAGGGACUUUUAUGGCAUAAACAUCUAUCCACGCGUGAAACUCCACGACCCAUUUCAUAAACAAGAGUUUUUAAAAUACUACUAUCUUGAUUUGGCGCCCUUCCACCGGAAGGACGGUGUAUUGUUCUCAAACGUUUGGGACGAAGUAAUUGGAAGGGAUUUACGUAAAAAUAUUCCAGUGGUUUACCUUCUGUCUACAACAAGUAAUUUCACGAAGGACAUCAUCACAGCCGUAUCAGUUAAGUUUCCAAAAAAUAUGGCGACAUACAAUAAAAAUGGUUAUGCUAUGAUUCAAAUUUUCGGAUUGGAAAAUAUCUAUGAAACUAUCCUCAACAGGGAUCUAUUCCUUGUAACAAUACCUGAGACUUUUGAACAAAAAUUUCAUACACUAAAAGUCCUUCAGUACACAUCUGCAGCGGAAAUUCCAAUGAAGGAAUACUUGGUUCAUUGUGAGAGGCCCGUGAAUCUGCUGCCUGAGCAUUUGAAUGAUUUGCAAAAUUUUGAACUGAAUAUGCAGCAAUUUGAGGCAGUCCAAAAAGCGCUUUCGCAAAGAGUGACCGUAAUUCAUGGAUAUCCUGGAACUGGAAAGUCACUUGUCUUUCAUCAUAUCAUGAAGCAUUUGCUUUCUAGAACAUCACACAAAAUUCUAGUGGUUUCCUACCGAAAUUCCUUUUUGGAUGAUGCCAUGGUGCGUUGUUUGACACUAACGAAUAGUAUUGUUCGAGUUGGCACUUCCGUAACUGAAGAAGGCUUAAAGAAUUACGUGCUGCCGGAAGAGAUCUUAGUAAAAGAUAAAAGAUUUAUUAAAAUCAUCAACAGAACAUUAUACGAAUUUCAAUCAGCAGUAAUAGAAUUUAAUGCUACAUCGGCAAAUCCUCCAGAAUACGAAGAAGGUCAACAGAAUCCCAUUGACAAGAAAUUUCAAAAUGUCUACCACAAGCUUUUGAAGGAAGCUGAUUUGUUGCCCUUUCAAUACUAUUUAACUCGCCACAAUAUGAGAAUAAUGGGGAUUACGUCAGUUGGAGCUGCAAAAUAUCGUUUGUAUGUGGAAUUCUUUCGUCCCACAGUUGUUAUCGUGGAAGAUGCUGCAUUGUUGCCUGAGCCACAUCUCAUUACAGCCUUAAAAAACUCCACAGAACAUUUGAUUAUGAUUGGAGAUCCGACGCAGAUUUCCUUCGGCAAAACUACAUUUCCGAAUCAUCUCCCUGGAACAACAUACUUUGAACGAACAAUUGAAAAAGGGUAUGCAGUCAAACUGAAUAUUCAAUACAGGAUGCACCCGGAUAUUGCUGAAUUGGUACGUGACGUUUUCUUCAAUGAUCUUGUUGAUGGGGAUGAUGUGAGAAAUAUCCUACCCAUUAGUGGAAUUGGAAGAAAUCUCUUCUGCGUCACAACAACUAUUGAACCAAUCGAAGUUGCGAACAGAGAACUGCUUGGUUUAUGUGCCAACAACUUUGCUUACUAUAAAAUCGCCUACGCUACAAAAGAAAAUGUCGCCACCCUGCUUUUUAUUUCGAAACUUGUACUUUAUUUGUUCAAUCAUGGGUAUACCAAAAACGAUAUUGUAAUACUGACAUCGGAUGAUGCACAUGAAGAUGCUGUUGAACGCUGUAUGUCAAUCUUUACGAUAUACAAAAAUGUUCAAGUCAAGUCGAUUAAUCACUUUGCUGGCAAAGAAUGUCGUCUGGGAAUUGUUUGUCUUCUAAGAAAUGAAAAUGAGAAGGAAAUUGGAUUUCCAGAGGAGGAAGGAAUUCUCAGCUCACUCUUGACUCGAGCACGAGAAGGUCUGAUUAUUGUUGAAAAUCUAAGCACCAUGCCGGAAGAAAAUCAAGUCUGGAAGAGAGUGUCAUCGAAGUUACGGGAAAUGCAAGCUAUUGCAACAUAUUUUCCGGCUAGAUGUGAAGUACACGGAGCUGAGAUAAAAAUGGUGACCUACCUGGACUUUGAGAUCUUUAUCAAUGAAGGCUGUAGUAUUGGAAGUAGAUUACCAUGUAUGGAUGGAAGACAUCCGUGCCUGAUGGGUUGAAUUUUUAGAAAAUCGUCAAGGAUGUCUCAAAGAGGGCUCAAGCAAAGUGAAUUCUUAUAAAAAAAAAAUGUUUGCUUUACUCGUUUUCUGAUUAUGUUAUGUAAAUCUGGUUAUUCUUAAAUAUUUUUUUUUUGAUUAUGUUAUGUAAAUCUGGUUAUUCUUAAAUAUUUUGUAAUAAAGGUUUUGUAAAGUUCUAUUGUUUAUUGUAAAAAAAAAU